AUGGAUACCUCUGCAAGUACUUCCCUCCCUACCAUUGAACAAAUAAAUAAGUUAGAUACUACUGACAGUUUGAUCAAAUGUUUAAGUGAACACAUAAAUCUUACGGAAAAAACUUUACAAGCUCUUCGUAAUGAAGAAGUUAAUGGUUCAGCCUUGCUUCAGUCAAGUCAAGAAGAUCUUAAAGAAUGGGGAGUACCAG
Ambispora leptoticha is the source of this 199-nucleotide messenger RNA. Lineage: Eukaryota; Fungi; Glomeromycota; Glomeromycetes; Archaeosporales; Ambisporaceae. The record is from the annotation of a GenBank genome assembly.